AUGGCUCUCGAGUCCACAGUGACGGCCACGGCGCUGCCCAAAAUCACAGAGGAACUGAAUGCCGGAGAGAACUAUGUAUGGUUCAUGAACGGGUACCUCCUGACCGCGGCCGACUAUCUUCGCAGUGGCCACAUUCGUCGUCGGCAGCGGCAUCAGCGGCGGCGCAACCUCGACGGCUAUGCUCAUCGCCGGGCGGCUGGUGCAGGGCCUCGGUGGCGGUGGCACGUCCUCGUGACGCUCCUUGUCGGCUUCGCUGGCAUGGGCCUCUUCCAUGCGUACGAGAUCUCCUGCUGGGUGGCUGACAUCGCCACCAUCGCGCCCCGGAUCUGGACCAACCGCACCAGCGUCAUCAAUAUACUUCUCGUCUUCAUCCAGCCAAUGCUCAUGUACUGGGCAACCUAUUUCCUGCCCGUGUACUUCCAGUCCGUGCUGCUCGCCUCGUCCACCCGCGCCGGCGUGCUCCUCAUGCCCUUUAUCCUGUUCGGCAUCCCCUCGGCCGUCGCCGCCGGGGCCGUCAUGACAAAGGUCGGCAGGUACAAGCCGGUGCACUGGUUCGGCUUCGCGUGCUCGGUGCUGGGCUUCGGCCUGUGCAUCAACUUCGACGUCAACUCGUCACUCGCCGAGGUCGUCCCCUACCAGAUGGUACAGGGCCUCGCCGGCGUGCUCCUCGUCGCCAUGCUUCCCGCGAUCCAGGCCGCGCACCCGCAGGCCGACGUCUCGGCCGUCACGUCCUCGUGGAACUUCUACCGCGCCUUCGGCGGCAUCUGGGGCAUCGCCAUCCCCUCCGCCGUCUUCAAGAGCCAGAUGUCGUCGCGCGCCAGCGGCUACAUCGCCGAGCCGGCCGUCGCCGCCGCCGUGGCCCGGGGCGAUGCGUACUCGCACGUCUCGAGCGUCUUCAUAUCGUCGCUGCCGCAGGCCGUGCGGGGCCAGGUCAUCAACGUGUACUCGGACUCGCUAAGGAUCGUCUGGGCUGUGGGGCUGGCCCUGGCGGCCGUCGCCGUCGUCGCGGUCUUCUUAGAGGCGGAGAUCCCCAUGCAGACGGAGCUCGAGGCGUCCGAGUUUGGGCUCGACAAGGUGGUGAAGCCGAAGCACCUGGAGGCGUCACUGCCCGCCAAGCCUUCGUCGACAGAAGGUUCGACAGGAGACGGCUGA
Diaporthe citri is the source of this 1152-nucleotide messenger RNA. RefSeq lists its product as uncharacterized. The record is from RefSeq and is a predicted model, not a curated record. NCBI's taxonomy places the organism in Eukaryota, Fungi, Ascomycota, Sordariomycetes, Diaporthales, Diaporthaceae. The coding region runs from base 1 to 1152 and encodes 383 amino acids. Gene Ontology annotation, molecular function: transmembrane transporter activity. The transcript has 3 exons. Gene Ontology annotation, biological process: transmembrane transport.